This is a messenger RNA of Triticum dicoccoides, 869 nucleotides long. RefSeq names its product non-specific lipid transfer protein-like 1. The transcript has a single exon. Bases 68 to 574 code for a protein of 168 amino acids. Lineage: Eukaryota; Viridiplantae; Streptophyta; Magnoliopsida; Poales; Poaceae. The record is from RefSeq and is a predicted model, not a curated record.
CCCCUCCCAGCUCCAUCGCCACAGACUGGAACCCAUUCCACUCGCACUCAAGCGCACACCACACCCCAUGGCUCUCAACGGCGGCGGCGCCGCCACUGCAGCGUGCAUCCUCGUCCUCCUAGCACUCGCCGGCGCCGCUGGGGCAACCUUCUCGGCGCCGCCGCCGGUGGACUGCUCGGCAUUGUUGGCUGGCCUCGCAGACUGCCUCGACUUUGUGUCGCCCAGCAGCAAGUCGAGUCAGCCUUCCAAGGCCUGCUGCGGGGAGGUGAAGACCUCCGUCGGCAGCCCCGCCGUCGUGGACUGCGUCUGCGCCGCCAUGUUCUCGAAGCUGACGCAGUUACCGAUCAACAGGACACGGGUGUACGCUCUCCCCGACGCCUGCGGCACACCCGCCUCCGUAUUGAACAGGUGCCAUGGUGAGCACCGUGCCUUUUCUCACUUCCUCCAUAAUCUUCUUGUCCUGAGUUUGGCUAGAAUCUGCUUCCCUUUUUUACAUCAAGAAACUAGAACUAAAUCGUGUUGUUUUACUAGGAAGUUUAUCAUUAGUUCGAUUCCUGUGUGGGAUUUACGAUAAAAGAUCUCGAUUCGUGUUAGAGCAUCUACGACUGCAAUGCACAAAUCUGACCACCUCUAUGUCCGCGGACGGAUCCGUAAAUAGGAGCCAACCGACCCCCUAUAUGUCCUCCCUGCAAUCACAUUCUUCACUUGCAUACUCAAAUCCAUGCAACCGCAUUCACGACCAUUUGACAAUACGAAUACACGUACCAAUGAUUAUAUCACACAAUUAAAAUUCGGGACGAUGGCUGGGUCCGGGGCGACAAGGACACCAGUGGGUAGUUUGCGGCUGAUGGUGGUGGUGUUGUGGGUUG